AUGGCUCCUCAGGGUGACGCCAUUGGCUUUGAGCCGUCGUAUGAACUUUUGUUUGCGGCAACGUAUAAUGGGGACCAGGAUACGCGCCGCAUCCGCGAGGAUGGAAAGUCGAGGCUGUUCGAGGAUCGACUUAUCGAAGCAGCGGUCAAGUCCCUCCAUCCGAAGAUCGUGGAGAUGCUUCUGCGGCGUGGCGCCAGGAUUCACCCAGAGGGGUCAGAUGAUAAAACCGGGGACUCCCCGGUGGUACUGGCCGUUGAAUACUGGAGUCCGAAGAUCCUCCAACUCCUCCUGCAGUCCAAGUUCGGUCUCAGGACCUCUGGCGUGGCGUGUCAGCGCCCAACUGUCGAGGCGAUGAGCGUGAAUCGGGCAGAAGCUCUGGAGAUGCUACUGGACUUUUACACCGCACCGCUAUCCGAAUCGCGCUUUCUUUUGGCGGAGGGCCUUCGGGAGGCUUGCAGGUCAGGCCGCAAUGACUUCGUCCCUCUCCUCCUUGACAACGGAGCCGACGUCAAUGAGGCGCUCAACUACACUAGGAACCUUCAGCAACCACGACGUCUGGCGUAUGCCGGCUGGAAAGGCCAGGUGGGAGUAAUGUGUCUCCUACUGGCCAGGGAGGCGAGCCUCGGUGAGCACGCCAACAGAUCAAUCGAUGUUCCUUCUGGAGGCCAGACAAUGCGCGCAGUAGCAUGGGGCGGCCACUACGACGCGACGGAGGUCAUUGACACUAGCCUCCGGCUAGGUAUCCGUGACUGGACUGGCGUGAUGUUUCUCCUGAGUUGCCAGCCAAACACGGCGAAGCUCGGGAGAACGAUCCUUGAUGACGGCCAUCUCCGUCUGAGUCUCCUGCUAGUUUCCGACGAUGACGACAGCCCCGUACUGGCAUACCUCGUGCUUCUGGCCUGCAGGCAUGGCAAUUUCGAAUAUCUCAAGGCGUUAUUUGACCGCGGCGCGCCGCUGAACGACAACGCCGUUUACCUCCGAAGGAGAUAUCCGCCCCCCAUUGUGAUGGCCAUGUGCUGGCACCAAGAUGCUCUUAUGGAGGCCUUGACAAAGCUCGAGCACAUGAGGUUGAUCCAUUGCAAAGAAUUAUUGGGAAUCGCUUCAAGCAAGGGGACUUUCCUUGCGAUCCCCCUCCUCGUCCUCCAUGCCAUUGGUGUUUUUCUCCUGCGGUAA
Molecule: messenger RNA, 1173 nt
Organism: Aspergillus udagawae
Lineage: Eukaryota; Fungi; Ascomycota; Eurotiomycetes; Eurotiales; Aspergillaceae
Exons: 2
Coding region: 1-1173 (390 amino acids)
Cellular component (GO): nucleus; cytoplasm
Molecular function (GO): protein binding
Source: RefSeq, a predicted model, not a curated record